AUGCCGCCCCAUACGGAAUGGGGUGCGACUGCAACUGACGAGUACGAAGUGGCUGACUACCUUUCGACCUUCAAGCUAGACUCGGACAAGGUCGUGGAGAUUGAUUCCUGGCUCAUCACCUCCAUUUUCCAGCAACAAAAACGAAAAAAAGCUUCUCGAACUCAUCACGUUCAGCAGCUCCACCCAGACGCUGCAUUCAAAUUGGACUCUGCGACCGCCAAAGGGUUACAAACCAUUUUCGAGAAGAACAAGGGGACGCUUGUGCACUGCAACUUUCAGAAUGCCAUCGAUUUUGGGAAGACAAUGCACAAAGAAAUCAAGGCUGCAUACCCAGAAUUGGUUGCUAGCCGGGCGCAUGCCUUGGUUAUCACCUGGUGUCUGGCUAGGUGUUCAAUCGCCUACGGCUACAUCGUCAGCAAUCCAGAGUCGGGAGUGCGGUUAAGGGUAAGGUUGUUUGCGGGCGGCAACGAGCGUGGUUUUUCCAUCACGUCUACAAGGGAUUUGGUUCAGCAUGAAGUGCUCUACUCACUCAUGGGUUUGAUGCCCGACGAUGCAAAGGCGGAACACUCUCGGCUGUCUGAAAUUGAACCGCACCCCUCCCAACUCCACAACAAAGCAAAUGCUGAAAAGCCGCGCAUUCUUAUAGGACCGAUCAGAUUCAUCAACCACGCGUGUCGUUCUUACAACGCCGAAUACGUCGCCGUCAAAUCAAAGUUGGCGUUUGUCGUUCAAACCACAAAAGCAAUCAAAUCUGGGGAAGAAAUUUUCGUCAAUUAUGGAGACACGUAUUUCGAGGAUCUGCCUGGGGGUCGGUGUCCUUGUAGAGACUGCGUUGGGGAGGGCUCUCGGGAGGCUAAAUCGAAGAUUGAGAGCGAAGAUUCGGAGGGUGGGUCAAAACAGGAAGCAUAUAAAGCAAGGCGGAAAAGAAAGAAGUUGAGGGCUACAGUAGGGGGAAAGGAAGACAUUGGUGCCAGUCAUUAGUUUAGAAACGCAAUGUCAUUGUGAAGGAUGCUC
Molecule: messenger RNA, 1014 nt
Organism: Laccaria bicolor S238N-H82
Lineage: Eukaryota; Fungi; Basidiomycota; Agaricomycetes; Agaricales; Hydnangiaceae
Exons: 3
Coding region: 1-981 (326 amino acids)
Molecular function (GO): protein binding
Source: RefSeq, a predicted model, not a curated record